Molecule: messenger RNA, 426 nt
Organism: Penicillium hordei
Lineage: Eukaryota; Fungi; Ascomycota; Eurotiomycetes; Eurotiales; Aspergillaceae
Exons: 2
Source: RefSeq, a predicted model, not a curated record
CCUCGGAGAGCCUGUUGGUGUCGUCUCCCUAGAGACCAUCUGAGUAACAACUACUGUAUUGUGGACACACACAUUGAUGAUUCUCCGUUUCCGGGUGCUUUCCCUUAUUAUUCGGUCGCACAGUCCCUGUAUGUGGCAAGCCGUUUCGUGCCGCCAGGGAAUACCUUGAAACUGCUAAGCGGCCAAAGGCAUGCUUUCAAUGCUUCGCAAGUGAAGGGCUUCCGGACAAGGUUCGCUUUCAGAUGUUUCAUGACCCCGGGUGUGUUACGCGCCACUUCGAUGCUAUUCAUCUUAAAGAAGAACCACUCAAAUGCAACUGGUGUGAAAAUCGCAUUUGCUAUAUCCAGCGAGAAUAUAGACCAGAGAAGUUUCAUACGAAUCCCGCGCGCGAGGAGAACGAGCACGAGCAGCAGGAAAAUGAAGUAA